AUGGCUUCCAGCUCUUCGAUUCACAAUUCACCCUUUAGCUCAAAUGCACGUGUUGCCUUUGAACUCUAUUACUCUCGUUCAGAGAACCGUAAUAGGUUUUACCUCACCGAACCGGAACACUCACUUCCGUUUGCAUUCUGUUUGAACCGCGCAAAACCAGCGAAAUCUGCCAGGGAGGAUGACUUCAAGAGCAGAGCUAAGAAGGAGUUCUUUUUAUGUGAUGUCAAGCUAUUUAAGAGACGUAUCGAUGGUUCUACUGAUGGCGCCAGGUAUGUUAUCAGGCCCAACGAGGUAUUUGACGCGAUUGUAGCGGCACAUUGCAGCAAUCAACAUCCGGGUAUCGACAAGAUAUACAAGAACAUCAAGAACAGAUACUAUGGAAUUGUUCGAGCUGAGGAUGCGAUAAUUGAACCGAAUUCAAAGAUGCCCUUAUCAGUCUUCUACGGGAACAUGGGAUUCAGAUUAUCAAUGGCAGACCGCGCCAACCACAAACUCAAGGACUAA
Messenger RNA from Morchella sextelata, 504 nucleotides. RefSeq lists its product as uncharacterized. The record is from RefSeq and is a predicted model, not a curated record. The transcript has 4 exons. NCBI's taxonomy places the organism in Eukaryota, Fungi, Ascomycota, Pezizomycetes, Pezizales, Morchellaceae. The coding region runs from base 1 to 504 and encodes 167 amino acids.